AUGCCCCACAAGCCCCGGAGGACAGGGCGUCAGAGCCCCCCACCUCAGGGCUCCACUCCCACCGCUGGCUCACUUCUCCGGGCCCGCACUGAGCCCCCCCAGCAGCCUGCCAAAAAGGCUACGGCCAGGAUCAGAGGGGUCACUAUAGACAACGUUUAUCUACAUCCCAACUUUGACAUCGCUAUUAACUCUUGGCGCACUCUCUGCUCCCUCCAGGUUGAUCCCGACUCCUUCAUUAUAAUGGGGGAUUUCAAUGCUCAUCACCCGGACUGGGACCCCAGCGCACGCCCCAACCCUAAGGGAGAUAUGGUCAGGGAGUGGAUCGCCGCGAGGGGGCGACAUAUCCUCAACCCGGAGGGCCCAACACACCGCGAUGGGAGGGUCAUUGACCUCGCCCUCGCCCCGGCCCGAGCCUUUGCAGAGUUCGCCUAUUGGGCCUCCGAUCACCGUGCGCUAGUUAUCUCGGUGCCUAGCCGCCUCGCUAGCCGCCUGCCCCCACCCAAACGUCUCCUCAAGACCCAUUUCGAGACGGCGGCCCAUUUACUGAAGUCUUUCCUCCCCAGCCGCGGCUAA
This is a messenger RNA of Thermochaetoides thermophila DSM 1495, 573 nucleotides long. RefSeq lists its product as uncharacterized. The record is from RefSeq and is a predicted model, not a curated record. The coding region runs from base 1 to 573 and encodes 190 amino acids. The transcript is spliced from 2 exons. NCBI's taxonomy places the organism in Eukaryota, Fungi, Ascomycota, Sordariomycetes, Sordariales, Chaetomiaceae. Gene Ontology annotation, molecular function: catalytic activity.